GAUCACUAUCAAAAUGAGUCAUGUGACACAAGUGGGCGUGGUUUUUUCUUAACUACAAAUGGACAGAAUCAGGCGAGUGCAAAAGGUGCUUCUUGCCUUUGGCAAAAAACACCUAAUAACGAAAACCAUUCAGCCCCUCCAGACGUUACCACAUACACCUCAGAGCACACCAUACAAGUAGAAAGGCCACAGGGAUCUACGUCACGGGUCACCUCGAAGUACGGCAAUGCUGAACUUAUGGAAACGGGCGAUGGCGUUCCUGUAAGCAGUAGAGUGUCUGCAAAAAUCCAGCAACUUGUCAACACCUUAAAAAGGCCAAAGAGGCCUCCUUUACGAGAAUUCUUUGUAGAUGAUUUUGAGGAAUUAUUGGAAGUGCAACAGCCUGAUCCAAACCAGCCAAAACCAGAAGGAGCACAGAUGUUAGCCAUGAGAGGGGAACAGCUAGGUGUAGUCACUAACUGGCCUCCUUCAUUGGAAGCAGCGCUGCAGAGAUGGGGAACCAUAUCGCCUAAAGCGCCCUGCCUUACCACUAUGGACACAAAUGGAAAACCACUGUACAUUUUAACAUAUGGUAAACUAUGGACCAGAAGUAUGAAAGUUGCCUAUAAUAUACUGCAUAAGCUGGGAACAAAACAAGAGCCAAUGGUCAGGCCUGGAGACAGGGUGGCCCUCGUCUUUCCAAAUAAUGAUCCUGCUGCGUUUAUGGUAGCGUUUUAUGGCUGUCUAUUAGCUGAAGUUGUUCCUGUUCCCAUUGAAGUGCCACUUACAAGGAAGGAUGCUGGAAGCCAGCAGAUUGGCUUCUUGUUAGGAAGCUGUGGAGUUACGGUGGCCUUGACUAGUGAUGCCUGCCAUAAAGGAUUGCCCAAGAGUCCUACUGGGGAAAUACCACAAUUUAAAGGUUGGCCAAAGCUGCUCUGGUUUGUCACAGAAUCGAAACAUCUGUCCAAACCCCCUCGUGAUUGGUUUCCACAUAUCAAAGAUGCAAAUAAUGAUACUGCCUACAUAGAGUACAAAACUUGUAAAGAUGGUAGCGUUCUGGGAGUAACGGUGACAAGAAUUGCACUUCUCACACAUUGCCAAGCACUUACACAAGCUUGUGGAUACACCGAAGCGGAAACCAUUGUGAAUGUGCUGGAUUUCAAGAAAGAUGUGGGAUUGUGGCAUGGAAUUCUUACAAGUGUCAUGAACAUGAUGCACGUCAUCAGUAUCCCGUACUCUCUUAUGAAAGUUAAUCCAUUAUCAUGGAUACAGAAAGUUUGUCAGUACAAAGCAAAAGUUGCAUGUGUCAAGUCAAGGGAUAUGCACUGGGCGUUGGUUGCACAUCGGGAUCAGAGAGACAUCAACCUGUCCUCUUUACGCAUGUUGAUUGUGGCUGAUGGAGCGAAUCCUUGGUCCAUUUCUUCUUGUGACGCUUUCCUCAAUGUCUUCCAAAGUAAAGGCCUGCGGCAAGAAGUCAUUUGUCCUUGUGCCAGUUCACCAGAGGCUCUUACUGUGGCCAUAAGGAGGCCGACUGAUGACAGCAACCAACCUCCGGGCAGGGGGGUGUUAUCGAUGCAAGGACUCACAUAUGGAGUUAUUCGAGUGGACUCGGAAGAAAAACUCUCAGUGCUCACCGUGCAGGAUGUUGGGACAGUGAUGCCUGGUGCUAUUAUGUGCUCGGUGAAACCUGAUGGGAUUCCACAGCUGUGUCGGACGGAUGAGAUAGGGGAACUCUGUGUGUGCGCCCUCGCUACGGGUACAUCCUAUUAUGGUUUAUCCGGUAUGACGAAAAACACAUUCGAGGUUUUUCCAGUGACCAGUUCGGGUGCGCCUAUUAGUGAAUAUCCAUUCAUCAGGACUGGUCUCCUUGGGUUUAUAGGACCAGCUGGGCUGGUCUUCAUUGUUGGGAAAAUGGACGGUCUGAUGGUUGUAAGUGGGCGGAGGCACAAUGCUGAUGACAUAGUAGCAACAGCUUUGGCAGUAGAACCAAUGAAGUUUGUCUACAGAGGAAGGAUAGCAGUGUUUUCUGUGAAUGUCCUACAUGAUGAGAGGAUAGUUAUUGUUGCAGAGCAGCGGCCUGACUCUACGGAGGAGGACAGCUUCCAGUGGAUGAGCAGAGUUCUACAGGCCAUUGACAGUAUCCAUCAAGUUGGAGUUUACUGUUUAGCUCUAGUACCAGCAAACACACUCCCUAAAACUCCUUUAGGUGGCAUUCACCUGUCAGAGACCAAGCAACUGUUCCUUGAGGGGUCACUCCAUCCAUGCAAUGUGCUCAUGUGUCCUCACACAUGUGUAACGAACCUUCCAAAACCAAGACAAAAGCAGCCAGAAAUCGGCCCUGCCUCUGUGAUGGUGGGGAACCUGGUUUCUGGCAAGAGAAUUGCACAAGCCAGCGGAAGGGAUUUGGGACAGAUAGAAGACAAUGAUCAGGCCAGAAAGUUUUUAUUCUUGUCUGAAGUUCUUCAGUGGAGAGCACAAACAACUCCUGAUCAUGUCCUUUAUACUUUGUUAAACUCAAGGGGAACAAUAGCCCACUCUCUGACAUGUAGCCAACUACAUAAACGAGCUGAGAAGAUUGCUGUGAUGCUAAUGGAAAGGGGACAUUUACAAGAUGGAGAUCAUGUGGCUCUUGUGUACCCUCCAGGAAUAGACCUGAUUGCAGCAUUUUAUGGCUGUCUGUAUGCAGGCUGUGUGCCAAUAACUGUGCGACCUCCACAUCCACAGAAUAUUGCAACAACGCUGCCAACGGUGUGAAGAUGAUAGUAGAGGUGAGUCGUUCUGCCUGUUUAAUGACGACACAACUCAUUUGUAAACUCCUAAGGUCAAGAGAGGCAGCAGCAGCCGUAGAUGUUAGAACGUGGCCUCCGAUCCUGGACACUGAUGAUUUGCCAAAGAAAAGACCUUCCCAAAUCUACAAGCCCUCCGACCCAGAAACGUUGGCUUAUCUUGAUUUUAGUGUAUCUACAACUGGAAUGCUUGCAGGGGUAAAGGUAUGUACACCAUGGCAUAGUGCUCGGUCAUAACAGUAAGUGUUUGCAUUGCAGUGUGAACUCUACCCAUCCAGAGAGGUGGCUAUUUGUCUGGAUCCUUACUGUGGAUUGGGCUUUGUCCUGUGGUGCCUCUGUAGCGUAUAUUCAGGACACCAGUCUAUUCUGAUUCCUCCCUCAGAGCUGGAGAUCAAUCCUGCCUUGUGGCUUCUUGCUGUGAGUCAGUACAAAGUCAGAGACACAUUCUGUUCCUACUCUGUAAUGGAACUCUGUACCAAGGGACUUGGCUUGCAGACCGAAUCCUUAAAGGCUAGGGGAUUGGACCUGUCUAGAGUACGGACCUGUGUGGUCGUGGCUGAGGAGCGUCCUCGAAUUUCUCUAACCCAGUCUUUUUCAAAGUUAUUUAAAGACCUGGGUCUCCAUCCAAGGGCCGUUAGCACAUCAUUUGGCUGCAGGGUUAACCUAGCCAUAUGUUUACAGGGAACAUCUGGACCAGAUCCCACAACGGUGUAUGUGGACAUGAGAGCAUUGCGACAUGAUCGAGUCCGACUAGUAGAAAGAGGAUCUCCUCACAGUUUGCCCCUCAUGGAAUCAGGAAAGAUCCUCCCAGGUGUUCGUAUAAUCAUUGCAAAUCCGGAAACAAAGGGACCCCUUGGAGACUCACAUCUCGGGGAGAUUUGGGUUCAUAGUGCACAUAACGCCAGCGGGUACUUUACGAUUUAUGGAGAUGAGUCCCUACAGUCAGACCACUUCAGUUCUCGGCUCAGCUUUGGAGACACACAAACUGUGUGGGCACGGACAGGCUACCUGGGGUUCCUGAGAAGAACAGAGCUAACUGAUGCAAAUGGAGAACGCCAUGAUGCUCUGUAUGUUGUGGGGGCUUUAGAUGAAGCAAUGGAAUUACGAGGGAUGAGAUACCACCCAAUUGAUAUAGAGACAUCUGUGAUCAGAGCCCACAAGAGUGUAACAGAAUGUGCCGUCUUUACUUGGACGAACUUGUUAGUGGUUGUCGUGGAGCUUGAUGGCUCAGAACAGGAAGCCCUGGAUCUUGUACCGCUGGUCACAAAUGUGAUCUUGGAGGAACAUUAUCUUAUCGUAGGCGUGGUUGUAGUGGUGGACAUUGGUGUCAUUCCUAUCAACUCCCGUGGAGAGAAACAACGUAUGCACCUACGAGAUGGGUUUUUGGCAGAUCAGCUGGAUCCCAUAUAUGUGGCCUACAACAUGUAG
Staurois parvus is the source of this 4193-nucleotide messenger RNA. Lineage: Eukaryota; Metazoa; Chordata; Amphibia; Anura; Ranidae. The record is from the annotation of a GenBank genome assembly.